GCACGGGUACCUUUGGGCGUGUUCAUCUGGUGAAGGAAAAAAUGGCCAAACGUUACUUUGCACUGAAAGUAAUGAGCAUUCCUGAUGUCAUUCGACUGAAGCAAGAACAACAUGUGCACAAUGAAAAGUCAGUCUUGAAAGAGGUUAACCACCCUUUUUUGAUCAGAUUAUUUUGGACCAACCAUGAUGAACGUUUUUUAUACAUGUUAAUGGAAUAUGUGCCAGGAGGAGAACUUUUUAGUUAUCUGCGCAACAUGGGGCGUUUCAACAACAGCACAGGACUGUUUUACUCAACAGAAAUUAUUUGUGCAAUAGAAUACUUGCACUCCAAAGAAAUAGUUUACAGGGACUUAAAACCUGAAAACAUAUUACUAGACAAAGAAGGACAUAUCAAGCUUACUGAUUUUGGAUUUGCUAAAAAGCUGGUGGAUAGGACAUGGACACUCUGUGGCACUCCUGAGUACCUUGCACCAGAAGUUAUACAAAGCAAAGGCCAUGGAAGAGCUGUGGAUUGGUGGGCCCUAGGAAUUCUUAUAUUUGAGAUGUUGUCAGGGUUUCCUCCAUUUUUUGAUGACAAUCCAUUUGGUAUAUAUCAGAAGAUUCUUGCUGGCAAAAUAGAUUUCCCGAGGCAUUUGGAUUUAUAUGUAAAAGACCUUAUUAAGAAGCUGCUUGUGGUUGACAGGACAAGACGAUUAGGAAAUAUGAAGGUGAAGAAGGGAAAAGAUGCACAGUCAUCCAUGUUCCCUGAACAUAUUGAUCUAAGUAAUGAUGCUAGAACCCGCUGCCCAAAGCUCCUUUUCAGAGCCUUUUAUGGAACAAACUUAGACUG
Molecule: messenger RNA, 829 nt
Organism: Balearica regulorum gibbericeps (East African grey crowned-crane)
Lineage: Eukaryota; Metazoa; Chordata; Aves; Gruiformes; Gruidae
Source: RefSeq, a predicted model, not a curated record